This is a messenger RNA of Dunckerocampus dactyliophorus (ringed pipefish), 5063 nucleotides long. It is a transcript of the gene abr, whose product is annotated as ABR activator of RhoGEF and GTPase. Lineage: Eukaryota; Metazoa; Chordata; Actinopteri; Syngnathiformes; Syngnathidae. The record is from RefSeq and is a predicted model, not a curated record. Gene Ontology annotation, biological process: protein phosphorylation; positive regulation of GTPase activity; intracellular signal transduction. The coding region runs from base 172 to 3510 and encodes 1112 amino acids. The transcript has 22 exons. Gene Ontology annotation, molecular function: protein serine/threonine kinase activity; GTPase activator activity; guanyl-nucleotide exchange factor activity. Gene Ontology annotation, cellular component: membrane.
UCACACCAAAAAAAGUUGAUUUCCGUACACACACCGUGCACGCCUCCUGAGGCAGAUAGGAGAUGUUCACAAAGUACCGCAAUUUAUAGCAAAAAAGGAGGACAUUUACGCCGCCAUCGCUCGGCGAGGACACACGCAGCAUUUGGCACAUUUGCGGCACUUAACAACACAAUGUGGGAACAAGAGGAAUUCGCCAAACACUGGAGGAACGAAUUCCCCGACGGCGAAGUCCCACACAUGGACUUGAAUUCGGUCGAGGACAUCGAGUCGGAGCUGGAGGCGUCCAAAGCCAACCUGAAGAGGCUCCAGAAGGCUCUGGCGGAGGAGAAAUUCAAGGUGAUCUACCUGCAGACCACCAUGGCGCGACGGAGGACAAACGAGACGGAAAGUUCUCAAAGCAAAGACGUCAACUUUAACGCAAACACCUUCGCCACAUUCAAGACAACGAACACAAGGAUGUCACAUGAGGUGUUCGACCCGGGACACCCGGCAGGUAUCACGCCGAGUUCGUCCAGCCGGGAGCGGAGCAGGUUCAGCGGCAAGGUGGGCAAGCCCGUGCCCAUCCCCGUUCCACCGCGGAAGCUCAGCAACCCCAGGCUUGAGACGACGAGGAUUCACGAUGAUAACAGCGACCGGGAAUAUGAGGAUUUGGAGAUGAAUGAGAAUUUUGUCAGGAAUAAUUUAUUGGCACCAAAGGCCGUCAGCAGAGACAGCCAAAGGACGCCCAGCGUCCACCAGCCGUCCUCCCGACGGCCUUUCCGCCGCAGCAGAGACUUGGACUCCGGGGAUGAGAGUCGGACGUCCCCGCCCUUGCUGCAGAUUGGCCGCAGUUCUGGCUGCAGCACCCCAGACAGGAGGAGUGAUGGCUACCUCAGCUCUGAGCAUGACGACUCUUCCUCUGCAGAUUUUAACUACAACACAGACGGCUACGAGGGGGACGGGCCAGAGGAUUGCAAGUCUCAAGAUGGCUCAGAGACACUGCCCUAUAUCGAUGAAUCCCCCACCAUGUCACCCCAGCUGUGCACGCCCCAAGGACCUCACGGAGAAAUGGUCUCCCCCACGCCACCAGAAGGCCUCCCGCCUGGGGGAGACGUUGAGAAAGGACUGGAGAUGAAGAAACUUGUGCUUUCUGGUUUCUUGGCCAGUGAGGAGAUUUACAUUAACCAGCUGGAGGCUCUGCUGCUGCCCAUGCGUCCCCUGAAAGCCACGGCCACCACCUCUCAGCCCGUCCUGACCAUCCAGCAGAUUGAGACCAUCUUCUACAAAAUCCAGGACAUCUUUGAGAUCCACAAAGAAUUCUAUGAUGCUCUCUUACCCAACAUCAGACAGUGGGACGAGAAGGUCACUGUGGGACACCUGUUCCAGAAACUGGCCAGCCAGUUGGGUGUGUACAAGGCCUUUGUGGACAACUACAAGGUGGCACUGGAGACAGCAGAGAAAUGCAACCAGGCCAACAGCCAGUUCCAGAAGAUAUCUGAGAACCUGAAAGUAAAAGGUCCUAAAGACUCCAAAGACUGCACCACAACGGUCACAAUGGAGGCUCUUCUUUAUAAACCCAUCGACCGUGUGACGAGAAGCACCCUCGUUCUGCACGAUUUGCUGAAACACACACCAAAGGACCAUCCCGACUUCCCUCUACUGCAGGACGCUCUGCGAAUAUCUCAGAACUUCCUGUCCUCCAUCAACGAGGAGAUUGACCCUCGCAGGACCGCCGUCACCACGCCCAAAGGAGAGGCUCGUCAGCUGGUGAAGGACGGCUUCCUCGUGGAAGUGUCGGAAAGCUCCAGGAAGCUACGACAUGUCUUCCUCUUCACCGACCUGCUGCUCUGUGCCAAAAUGAAGAAGGCAUCAGUUGGUCGUCACCAGCAGUAUGAGUGCAAGUGGUACAUCCCUCUUGCAGACCUGUCUUUCCAGACGCUGGAAGAGUCGGACUCGUGCCACAGCAUACAAGUCCUCCCCGAGCACGAGAUCGAGGAGAUGAAGAUCAAGAUCUCACUCUUAAAGAGCGACAUACAGAAGGAGAAGAAAGCACCGAGGGGGCAGAACCGCGUGGAGCGUCUGAGGAAGAAGAUGAACGAGCAGGAGUCUUGGCUGCUGCUUCAUUCCCCCACAAUCCCCUUCCGCAUUCACAACAAGCACGGGAAGAGUUACCUGUUCUUGCUCUCUUCUGAUUAUGAGAGGUCAGAAUGGCGGGAGAACAUCCAGAAGCUCCAGAAGAAAGGUGAUGUCCAUUUGAAUAAAAUAGCUGACAGUCUGUCCUUGGUGCAUCUAAGUGUGUCUGUGUGGCUUCUGUGUUGCUUUCCAGACCUUCAGACGUGUGUGUUAAGCUCAGUCGAGCUGCAAGUCCUGACCAGCUCCUGUUUCAAGCUCCGAACGGUCCACAACAUUCCUGUCACCAGUAAUAAAGAUGAUGAAGAGGCUGCGGGCUUGUACGGCUUUCUCCAUGUGAUCGUCCACUCUGCCAAAGGAUUCAACGGGUCCGCCAAUCUGUACUGUACCCUGGAAGUGGACUCGUAUGGAUACUUUGUCAGCAAAGCUAAGACCCGAGUCUUCAGAGACACGACGGAGCCUCAGUGGAACGAGGAGUUUGAGAUCGAGUUGGAGGGUUCCCAGUACCUGCGAAUCCUGUGCUAUGAGAAGUGUUACGAUAAGAGCAUGCUCAACAAGGAUGACAACGAGAUCGUGGACAAGAUCAUGGGCAAAGGGCAGGUCCAGCUGGAUCCUCAGACGGUGCAGUCCAAGAACUGGCACAUGGACGUCAUCGAGAUGAACGGGAUCAAGGUGGAGUUCUCCAUGAAGUUUACAAGUCGGGACCUGAGUUUGAAGAGGACGCCAUCCAAAAAACAGAGUGGUGUGUUUGGAGUCAAAAUCAACGUGGUGACAAAGCGGGAGCGCUCCAAGGUGCCUUACAUCGUCCGCCAGUGCAUUGAGGAAGUGGAAAAGAGGGGGAUAGACGAGGUGGGAAUCUACAGGAUCUCAGGGGUGGCCACUGACAUCCAGGCCCUCAAAGCGGCAUUCGACACCAAUACCAAAGACAUCCUGGUGAUGUUGAGCGACAUGGACAUCAACGCCAUCGCGGGGACGCUGAAGCUGUACUUCAGGGAGCUGCCGGAGCCUCUGCUCACCGACCGUCUGUACCCCGCCUUCAUGGAGGGAAUAGCACUGUCCGACCCCGCAGCCAAGGAGAACUGCAUGAUGCACCUCCUGCGCUCCUUGCCGGACCCCAACCUCAUGACCUUCCUGACUCUGCUGGAGCACCUGAAACGGGUGGCAGAGAAGGAGCCCCUCAACAAGAUGUCCCUCCAUAACUUGGCCACAGUGUUUGGCCCCACUUUGCUCAGGCCGUCCGAGUCGGAGAGCACCAAGGGACAGCAUAUCACCGCCGCCUCUGACAUCUGGUCACAUGACGUCAUGGCUCAGGUUCAGGUGCUACUCUACUACCUGCAGCAUCCUCCCAUCUCCUUUGCCGAACUCAAACGCAACACGCUCUACUUCUCCACUGAUGUUUAAGCCCCUCCCACCUCCCUCAAGGGCGACCAGAGAGUGCGAGAUGAGCACACGGUCCUCCUACCUCGCCUGUCCUGCAAGCAAGCGGGCAGCUCUUCUGGACUAUACAGCCCCGCCCCACCACCACCACCGCUCCAUACGCUUCCUAGCGACCCCCUGCAUAGGAAGGAGGUGGAAAAACACGUUUGUGGUCUUGAAGGUCAUGCUGAGAGCCAUGCUGCCUCCCACCAACACCAGGCAUUCUGGGACCACACUGAUGAAUUUCAGCGAGGGGGGGAGUGAGGAUUUUACAUGCCACAGCCUGGCGCCGUGGCACAGGACCAAGCCUGGGGAUGUGGCAUGACCUGGAGAUGCUGGUUUGAUGGAACGCAGCCCACACCACACCUCCAGCUCCAUGCUGUGUCCCCCAGAGGCAUUCCACAUCAGCUGCAUUUACGUUUGGUAAUCAUUUCCUGUUUCUGUCUUUCUGUGGAGGAGGAGGCAUGAAAAGACUGAAUGGCUGGCAGGGUCUCUUUUUUUGUGUUGUUCCCUCCUCACUGAUUAUUGACAAGGUUAUCCUAAUUUAUUUGAAAUAUAUAUAUAUAUGUAUAUAUAUAUAUAUAUAUAUAUACAUAUAUAUAUAUAUAUAUAUAUAUAUAUAUAUAUAUAUGUGUGUGUGUGUGUGUGUGUGUGUGUGUAUGUGUGUGUGUGUACCUGUACAGUUCUGUGCGACUAGAGAGAUGCUCUAAGGAGUCUUGUUUUCUGAAGUUUUUCAGGUAGUGAUGUUAUUUUUUUUGUAUGAUUUCGUUCACUUCACUGACCGUCUUCAUGGUUGGUAAACAGUACUGAAACCAUCACGGCAGAAUCUGCCACUUUGUUAGCAAUCACUUUGUAAAGGGAAAGGAUGCUCUGUGACGCAAUAGGGGGUGAAACAUGAUGGCUUUUUUUCUUAUUGUUGCAUUGCAAGCCUGCUCCGAGUGUCCCACUGCACCGAUGGAAUCUAUAGGAUGAAUUGUGUAGUUGCCAUGGUUGCAUGUUCAGCUUGUUAUUCAAAGCAGGCCAAGUAACAUACAGGUAGGUUAUGUGUGUGUGUGUGCGCGCGCGCGCAAAUAGGCUCAGCUCUGCUCUGUACAAAGCCAACCUUUCACGAUCACAUCUGCAGCAUAUAAAAAAAUGCUACAAAAACCGCUCAGUGAGUACUAUUUGGUAUUUUUAAGAUAAGAAUAAAAUGCAAAUAAAAAUGGUUCUAUUUCCUUUGACAAGAAUUCCAAUAUACUGUAAUUUUGAGGCUAAAUUGUAUUGUUCUCAUUUUUUAGUGAAAUAAAAGGCAAAAACUCACUUUGUUUGUGGUUGUGAUGGAACAUAAUUUAGAGUCCAUGAAACAAUUGGUUCAUAACACGGUUUCUACACCUUUUCUGUUCAGUUACAGGAAAGUGGGGCAGAUUUCUCCAAGAGACACCUUGCAUAACAUUUCAAGAUUACUAGAAUAACAAAAUCAAAACCGAGUCAAGCACUAGGACCAAGCGGCAAACUGCUGCUCAAGCUGAAGCCUGUUUCCUUUUAUACUGCUCACGAGC